This is a messenger RNA of Rubroshorea leprosula, 2498 nucleotides long. The record is from the annotation of a GenBank genome assembly. Lineage: Eukaryota; Viridiplantae; Streptophyta; Magnoliopsida; Malvales; Dipterocarpaceae.
AUUUUUCGCUCUCUCUACAACAUACGACGCUUUUCGGUAGUCAUAAUGAUGCUACACCGUCCUUUUCAAUUCGUCCCCUUAAGUCAAACCCGCUCCUUUUCUGUCAACAGGCUUUCUUUUGUUACUCCAUGAUCUCCACCGUGCCUCCCCCCACACUGAUGUGUUUAUGCAUUGGUGAUCUUCACUCUGUUCUCACUUUUGACAGUUUUAAUGGCGAUUUCUCCGUGUUCUCCUUCCGGUCUCUGUUCGAUGAACCGUUUUAUUUGUGUAACUUCUGUUCCCUUCUCUAUUUUUCAUUGUGUUGAUUUUGCAUCGCCGGACUGGUAUCAGGUCGAUCGGUUUUGGUUUCUCCGGCGACUUCCGAUUUCAGGUCGUCGAGAAGAGUUUAGCAAAUUUGAAUUCUGUUUUGACGCUUUGCACGCCCCGGCAUUAUAUUACUUUGAUUUGAACGAGUAGGAGUUCUUUUAAGGAUGACAUUCCUUAGAGGGACAGGGAUGGGGAAGAAUUUGUCUCUUGCAAAAAUUUCGUGAAGAUCCUUAUCCCCGAGGAUGGUGGGGAUAGCUCAUCUUGGCCUUGCUUGUGCCGUUGCCAUCCCUAUUGAAUGAGUUAAGGAAUAUUUUUACUGCAUGGAUAAGCUACUUAUCUUUAAAAAAAAGUGCUGUUUGAGUGGAGCUUUUCUGGAACUGGAAGUGCUAAACUAUAAAAUUAUAAAAUAAUUAUUAAUAAUUUUAAAAAUUGAUAAAAUUACCGAGGUCAGAGUUUAGUUGCAAAAAUUCACAUCAGAAGCUACAAUUUUUUAGCUUUAACUUCUAAUUCUCUAGAAGCUGAAAUAAGAUUCUAAAUAAGCCAGGAGCACCUUUUAGAUUCAGCUGUGUUUCGCUUCUCUUCGCUUCUGCUUCUGAGAUAGAGAGGUUGUUCUGGAAGUAAGGCCAAACAAGCACUUAUGAUGUUGAAAGUGUGGUAAGUUAUGAAGUUCUUAUUUAUUUAUCUGUUUCUAGAAAACAGUUGUUGACUGUUCUGCUAUGAAUGCCUAUUUAUACAUAAAUUUUUGUUUCUUAAUGUCAGUUCCUUCCCUCCAACUAGGAUUUGAUUGCUUAUUUUACCAGAAGAGAGAAAAUAGAACCAAUUGAGACUUUUUUUUUUGUUUGAGAACACAAAUGUGUAGCACAAUUUCAUGCAACAAUUUAAUUUCUUAAACAAAAGAACAAUUCUCAAAUGUGUGCAGAGGAAACAUUUCAUACCAUAUCUAAUUGUCUUUUUGCAGAACAUAUUUAAUAGAGUAGCUGAAGUGCAAGAUCUCACUGGCAGUGUUUUGCAUCUAACUAUCCGUCUACCAUUCCCCAACCAUUUCACUAAUGCAAUUGUAACCUGUUGCAAUUUGAAAAAGUGCUUGCAUGUCAUAUCCAUUGCGGGAAGUGUAAGUUGGGUGGGAGCUUCUGUUUCCUUCAUUUGCAUCCUUCUGUCCAUACACCUGAGGGCAAAAAUUGGUAUCUACAUGUGGUAAGAUAAAAAUUUUUGACUUUAUCAAAUUGCUACAUAAAUUCUGUUAUGCUUGUGUCCUGGUGGCACUAGUGUUAAUACAUUCUUAGAAGUAUAUCAUAUUUGCCAGAAGAUACCUUCUUUUGAAGUUCAGCAUUUUCUUGGCGAAUGAUGUCUACUUUUUUGUACAGUUCUAGAUUCUCCUUAUGAAUGAGAUUUCCCUGCGAUGACACAAAUGAGUGUUAUUCAACCAAAAUAUCUCUUAAGUGGAAAUCUAGGCACACUGUAAAAAAUUUUUUGUGGAAAAACCUUGCGGUUUAGUUCUUUGAUUUCAUCAGUCAGAAUUUGGUCCUGCAGGAGAAUGAAAAAAGAAGCAACAUUAAAGAUAAGCUGAUUUCAAUUUUAGCACAACAAUCCAUUUUUUGAAAGUUUCUUGCCUUUUUCAUACGGACACCUUUCAAGCUCAUCUCUAACUUGUUUUCAAGGUUCUGUAGAUCUUUGACACUUAAACCAGAUAGUUCUUCUCCCAACAGUUGCCUGCAUGCAUAUUAGGUGGAUUUUCGAUAUGUUGAAUAUGUCCUAUACAUUUUUAAAAAUGAUUGGCCACUUUUACUUUUUGGUUGUCACUCUAGCUGUUGGUCCUAUUCUACUGUUGCUAUCAUUAUUAGUUAUUUUUUUGUUUUACUAUUUUACGUUUAUAAUUCUUGAGUUAUAGCUUGUAUGACUUGAAAUUGUGUAAUUGAAUUUUUUACUUUGCAUUAUUCUAAAUUAUUUUUAAUGUUUUUAGAAUCUAAUGAUCCUACAAUUUCAAUUUUAGUAUGGUUUUUUAAGCUGACUAAUCAAUUUCAUGCAAGGUCCUGACUCUAAGAAUUUUGAAAUUAAGCCUUGGUAGUUGCUUCGUUGUUAGGGUUCAAUAGUUUUGAUUACCUGUGGUAUCCUUGCAAGUACUGUAGCUGUUGCCUCAAGCUUAUGGCCUCCCUUUGCCAAAACUAUCAUAUGAAAUCCAAGACAACAUUCAA